AUGGCUAACUCCUCCUCUCUCCUCCUUAUACCUUCCCCAGGAGAUCAGCUGGUUCCCAGAGCCCCAGGCCCCUCCCCAGAGGUGGAGGACGAUCCCGGAGAGGCCUUUGAGUUUGACGACAGUGAUGAUGAAGAGGACACCAGCACUGGCCUGGCAGUCCCCAGUGUUGCUGCCGGAAAGGAGACAGACUCCCCACUGGUCUGCUUCGACUCCGCCCCCAUCACUGACCCAGACCCAGCGGCCGCACCGCCCCAGACAGAGGUGCCGGCUGUGGUGAGCAAUGGGGAUGCUGUGGACACAGCUUUCUCAGGGGUCCGGCGCUCCACUUGGAAGGGGAAGAGCUCCCACCGCAUCGAACGGUUCACUUUCCCUGCCCUGGAAGAAGAUGUGAUUUAUGACGACGUCCCCUGCGAGAACCUGGAUGCCCAUCAACCCGGGGCAGAGAGGAACCUGGAGGAUGCGCACCGGGACGGGUCUCCUCGGGUGGCAGACGACCUAGGCUGGAGCUCCAGCGAGUUCGAGAGCUACAGCGAGGACUCGGGGGAGGAGGCCAAGCUGGAGGCAGAGCCCGCCAAGCACCGAGUGUCCUUCCAGCCCAAGAUGACCCAGCUCAUGAAGGCCGCCAAGAGCGGAACCAAAGACGGGCUGGAGAAGACGAGAAUUGCUGUCAUGCGCAAAGUGUCCUUUCUGCACAGGAAAGACGUUCUCGGUGACUCGGAGGAGGAGGACAUGGGGCUCCUGGAGGUCAGCGUUUCAGACAUCAAGCCCCUGGCCCCAGAGCUGGGCCCCAUGCCCGAUGGCCUGAGCCCUCAGCAGGUAGUCCGGAGGCACAUCCUGGGCUCCAUUGUGCAGAGCGAAGGCAGCUAUGUGGAGUCUUUGAAGCGGAUACUCCAGGAUUACCGCAACCCCCUCAUGGAGAUGGAGCCCAAGGUACUGAGCGUCCGCAAGUGCCAGCUGGUGUUCUUCCGCGUGAAGGAGAUUCUGCACUGCCACUCCAUGUUCCAGAUUGCCCUGUCCUCCCGCGUGGCUGAGUGGGACUCCACCGAGAAGAUCGGGGACCUCUUUGUGGCUUCGUUCUCCAAGUCCAUGGUGCUAGACGUGUACAGUGACUACGUGAACAACUUCACCAACGCCAUGUCCAUCAUCAAGAAGGCCUGUCUCACCAAGCCAGCCUUCCUUGAAUUCCUCAAGAGACGGCAGAUUUGCAGCCCGGACCGUGUCACGCUCUACGGGCUGAUGGUGAAGCCCAUCCAGAGGUUCCCACAGUUUAUCCUCCUGCUCCAGGACAUGCUGAAGAACACCCCCAGGGGGCACCCUGACAGGCUCUCCCUGCAGCUGGCCCUCACGGAGCUGGAGACACUGGCUGAGAAGCUGAAUGAGCAGAAGCGGCUGGCUGACCAGGUGGCCGAGAUCCAGCAGCUGACCAAGAGUGUCAGUGACCGCAGCAGCCUCAACAAGCUGUUGACCUCGGGCCAGCGGCAGCUGCUGCUGUGUGAGACGCUGACGGAAACUGUGUAUGGUGACCGUGGGCAGCUGAUCAAGUCCAAGGAGCGCAGGGUCUUCCUGCUUAAUGACAUGCUGGUCUGUGCCAACAUCAACUUCAAGGGCCAGCUGGAGAUAAGCAGCCUGGUGCCCCUGGGGCCCAAGUACGUGGUGAAAUGGAACACGGCGCUGCCCCAGGUUCAGGUGGUGGAGGUGGGCCAGGAGGGUGGCGCUUACGAUAAGGACAACAUGCUGAUCCAGCAUGCCGGCGCCAAGAAGACCUCUGCGGCGGGCCAGGCCCAGACUGACCCCACUUGGAUUCCUGCAGAGCCCUUCGUUUUCUUCAUCUGGUGUGUGCACAUUAUUUAUAUUCCAAGGCCACCUCUGCUCUUUGCUUCUGACCUGCUGACCCGUAAAGUGGCCCUGCUCAGUACCAGUGUCCAUGGAAGCCUUAACACCAGACAGCAGAACAUGGCUUUAAAAUCAUUAUCUCCAGACAAGGUGUACCUUGGCCCCCCGCGCCUCUUCCAGGAGCUGCAGGACCUGCAGAAGGACCUAGCCGUAGUGGAGCAGAUAACCCUCCUCAUCAGCACACUGCACGGCACCUACCAGAACCUGAACAUGACCGUGGCUCAAGACUGGUGCCUGGCUCUGCAGAGGCUAAUGCGGGUGAAGGAGGAGGAGAUCCACUCAGCCAACAAGUGCCGCCUCCGACUCCUGCUUCCCGGGAAACCAGACAAGUCUGGCCGCCCCAUCAGCUUCAUGGUGGUCUUCAUCACCCCUAACCCCCUGAGCAAGAUCUCUUGGGUGAACAGGUUGCAUUUGGCCAAGAUCGGACUCCGGGAGGAGAACCAGCCCGGCUGGCUGUGUCCUGAUGAGGACAAGAAGAGCAAAGCCCCGUUCUGGUGCCCCAUCCUGGCCUGCUGUGUUCCCGCCUUCUGCUCCCGGGCCCUCAGCCUGCAGCUGGGGGCCCUGGUCCAUAGUCCUGUCAACUCUCCCCUGCUGGGCUUCUCAGCGGUCAGCACCUCCCUUCCACAGGGCUACCUCUGGGUUGGCGGCGGGCAGGAGGGCGCAGGGGGCCAGGUGGACAUCUUCUCCCUGAACCGGCCCUCACCCCGCACCGUCAAGUCCUUCCCCCUGGCGGCCCCUGUGCUCUGCAUGGAGUACAUUCCGGAGCCAGAGGAGGAGGGUGAGAGCAGAGAUGAGAGCCGGACAGCUGCUGACCCCUCGGCCGCAGUGCACCCAACCAUCUGCCUUGGACUCCAGGAUGGCAGUGUCCUGGUGUACGGCAGUGUGGACACGGGGACCCAGUGCCUGGCGACCUGCAGGAGCCCAGGCCUGCAGCCUGUGCUCUGUCUGCGGCACAGCCCCUUCCAUCUGUUUGCGGGCCUGCAGGAUGGGACCCUCGCCGCCUACCCUCGGACCAGCGGAGGAGUCCCAUGGGACCUGGAGAGCCCUCCUGUGUGCCUCACCGUGGGGCCUGGGCCUGUGCGCACCCUGCUGAGCCUGGAGGACGCAGUGUGGGCCAGCUGUGGGCCCCGGGUCACCGUCCUGGAUGCCACCACCCUGCAGACUCAGCAAAGCUUUGAGGCGCACCAGGACGAGGCGGUGAGCGUAACGCACAUGGUGAAGGCGGGCAGCGGUGUCUGGAUGGCCUUCUCCUCCGGCUCCUCCAUCCGCCUCUUCCACACCGAGACCCUGGAGCACCUGCAGGAGAUCAACAUCGCCACCAGGACCACCUUCCUCCUGCCAGGCCAGAAGCACUUGUGUGUCACCAGCCUUCUGAUCUGCCAGGGUCUGCUCUGGGUGGGCACCGACCAGGGUGUCAUCGUCUUGCUGCCUGUGCCCCGGCUGGAAGGCAUCCCCAAGAUCACAGAACUUUGUGAGGUGGGCCAUUAUCAACUCCACUUUGGAGAUGAGGAAAUAGAGGUGCAGAGAGCUGAAGUGACCUAAGGCCACAUGACUGGUUUUUGAGUGCCCUGGACUCGAACACAGAUCUGGAAAUGUGACUCAGGGAAUUGAAGUAACUUGCCCGGGGCACACAGCAAGGAAAUGGCAGAACUGAGAUUUGAAUCAGGACUAUGAUUGUAGAGACUACUCUUAACCAAAGGUAUGUGGAGUUGGGAAGCUGGGCUGACCAUGUGGUAAGAAGUCCCUGUCCAGGUCUGAUCUCCAAGUGGAAGGCUGGGACAGGGUGAGGGUGAAAAGACAGGAGAAGGCUGGAGUGGCUUGGUCAUGGAGGAGCGGCCUCGUGGUCAGCAGCAAAGAGCUGUGUGGCCAAUGCUUCCCUCCUAAGGGCUCAAGUGGCCAGGGCUCAUGCAAGCAUUAUUGGGGUGUCAUCCCAUUGUGACUUCCCAAUCUAAAGGAAGCUUCCCUCCCAACCUUACUUUUGUAGCACUGAUUAAUAUCUAAAAUUAUGAUGAUUUACUCAUUUGUUGUUGUUAUUAGUUGCUAUAAAGUCAGCUCCAACUCAUGGCAACCCCGUGUACAACAGAAUGCAGCAUUGCCCAGUCCUAUGCCAUCUUCACAAUCAUUGGUAUGCUAGAGUCCAUUGUUGCAGCCAUUGCGUAUUUUGAGUGCCUUCCCACCUAGGGGGCUCAUUUUCCAGCACUAUAUCGGACAAUAUUCUGUUGUGAAUAGUGGCGAAUUUUUGGAUGUAGAUCAUCAGGCCUUUCUUCCUAGUCUGCCUUCGUUUGGAAGCUCUGCUGAAACCUGUCCACCAUGAAUGACCCUGCUGGUAUUUGAAAUAUUAGUAGCAUAGCUUCUAACAUCACAGCAACAUGCAAGCCACCACAGUACUUGUACACAGUACACCAUAGUACUCGCUUGUUUUCUUCUCCCUCUAGAAUGCUGCAGCCCCAACACCUAGCACAGAACCUGGCCAUGGUGGGCCUUCAGUCCUCUGUCAGGCCCCUUGCUCACUAUCAGAGGAGGGCUGAUUCUCUUUGUAAGAGACAAACUAGCCUACCCCAUUGUAGUGUGUGCAGCCUAGACGUUGGCCUGCUUCCAGUCAACCAUUCCAGCUCAAAUGAUUACGAAACACACAAAUAAGCAGCCAUGAGUUGCAGCCUAAUCACCCAUUCUUUCUUUCCUAGACUUCUAAGUGCUGCUUUGAGCUUCCAUCUGGUCCUGUGAUACAAGCUCCGCCCCCAGCUAUGACAUCAGUGAGGCUGCCCCUGGAAUCCCAGCCUAACUAGCCUUUAUAUUUUACGACCUUGUUUUUGCAGCUCAAGACCCAUGCACUGAAGACUACAAGCUCCAUUGAACAUUUAAGUCUGCAGAUGGCUCCACAGCAUGGGCCAGGGAGCGAGCAGCGUGGAUGGGGCUGGAUGGAGUUGCCUCCGGGAGACCCUCUGGCUCUCAGCUUGGCUUCUUCCUCUUAGGAUUCUUCCCUUUUCCGGCUCACCAAAUCUCUGUUAUGAUGAUAUUGCUUAGUUCAAUAGUUCACCCGCAGUGGCUGAGCACCCCCACAUCUGGACACAGUGUUAGGGGUAGGGAUAGGGGUGAACCAGACAUGGUCUUAGCCAUUGUCUGGGAUGUAGGGUCCCAGAAGCAGACCCAGUCUGUGCUCUCAGGAGAAACCAGUAACAGUAUGAGGGGAACAGAACAUAGUGAGGGCUGGGGAGAAGCCAAGCCAGGUGUGACUUCAGACAAAGCCCAGAAAGCAGCCUCAUCCUCAUCCUGCAGGCGACUCUGGAGUGGAAGUAGUGUCUCCGAAUUGUCCAAAUGGGCAGACCUGCCAGUCUUGGCCAAGGGCCAUCCUGGGGGGUCAGACUCCAGGCACUGUCAACUGCCUGCAGAUGUGGACAAAGCUGCUCCAGUGGUCCAGGGUAGGCCUCUAAAGAAGAGUCGCAGGUGCAGCCACUGGGGGAGAAGACCUAUGUCAGCGGAGAGGCUCACGGACAUGGCAAAAGGGACCUGAGGGGACCUGGGCAAGAUACCUGUGAGACCUCCCUUCCGGUUGUCUUAGGGUUCUCUAGAGAAGCAGAACCAGUGCUACAUAUACAUAUAUAUAUAGAGAGAGAGAGCUCUGAUGGCACAAGGUUUGAGCGCUCAGCUGCUAACCAAGAAGUCAGUGGUUCAAACCCACACGGUGGCUCUGUGGAAGAAAAGACUUGGUGAUCUGCUCCUGUAAAGAUUACAGCUUAGAAAACCCUAUGAGGCAGUUCUACUCUGUCACAUGGGGUUGUUAUGAGUCAGAAUCAACUGGAUGGCACCCAACAACAUCUAUAUAUCUGUCUAUCUAUAUCUAUCUACCUACCUACCUACCUACCUACCUAUCUGUCUAUAUAGAGAGAGACUUACUUCAAAGGAUUGGCUCACACAAUUGUGGGAGCUGGCAAGCUCAAAAUCUGUAGGUCAGGCAGCAGCCUAGAGACUCUUGCAGGCUUGCAUCCCAAGAUCCGUAGGUCAAUGGAUGGGAAGAGUGAAGAGAGAGAGAAACUUCUGUCAAAAUAUCUGUUUAUAGUCUGGAGGCAGAACACACCGUAAGGUUAAUUGAUCACAUCGCAUUAGAUUGCAUUAUGGAAUGUAAUUACAUUACAUUGCAGAAUGGCAGCUAGUCUAGUGUUCAGCCAAACCACUGGGAACUUCAGCCUAACCAAGUUGACACAUAAAAUUAACCAUUAUAAGGUGCUGAUGAAUUCAGAUAGGUGGCAAAAGGAGGGCAUACUGUACGAUACCCAAGACUGCUAGUAAAAGCCGUUCCCAUCCGUCUUGGCUGCUCAGGAUGUGCCCGGUGCUGUGCUGUGUGCUGUCCAUGUCUCAUGACACCUCACAACAAUUCUACAUGGUAAACACUAUUAUUAUCCUCAUAUUACAGGUGAAGACAUGGAGGCACAGAGAGGUUAUGCCAUUUGCCCAAAGACACAGCUAGCUAGUGCGGAGCUGAGGUUUGAACACAGAACACACUUUAUAACUACUGUAAAGUUCUGUGCAUCAGGGGAGCACAUAGAAGGGCUCUGAGCACGUGCUGGGCCCUGCUCUAGGUCCCAGGAGGACAACAGGGAGAAAGGCUUGAAGAAUGAUCCCUGAGGAAACUUUGGGCCUGGACAUUCCUGACCCUGGGUUCUGGGAAGAUGGGAAGGGGUAAGACAAGGAGGUAAAUCCCAGUGAGGGUCUCCCAGGAGCCUUUCCAUGACAGGACCAGGGGCGGACUCACAGGCCGGUCUGUGUGGGGGCUCUGUGCCUUUGGCUGCUUUUCCUCAGGAAGGAAGCCAACAUUAUUGUGCAUUUAUGGAGCGUUAGGAACUACCCUAACAACAGUCCUGAGGGGCGCAACUGUUGUUAUCUGUAACUUGAUGGAGAGACUGGGGUUCAGAGAGAUACAGGUGCUGACCAGGGCGGCACAGCUGGUUGGUAGUUGAGUGGCCACAGCGUGUGUUGUUGGGGAAGCAGAAGAGGCCAUGAUGGAUCAAUAAGCUGUGGUGAGAGAAAGGAAGUCUGAGGAGAGGAAGGAAAAUAUAGUUAAAUUGAUUUUAGAGGUCCUGGGUGUCUGCAGAGACAGUUCCUCCGUUGUCCCAAAGUGCUUGUAAAUUGCCGCCUCUGCCUCCGUCAGCUUCAGAGAAGGAGAAAGUGUGUCUGGUCUCAACCCUCAGUGUUUCCGCUUUCAGAGAAACUCAGCUGCCAGCGGAAGCUCUGGGUCCUCCCCACCUGGUCAGGCCGGAGAGGGAGGUGUCCCCUGCCUCCCACUUGCAGCGGGUGGUUGGAGUCUGUGCCAAGUGGGUGGGUCGUCCAGAAGGGACCAUGCGGUGAGAGUCAGACCUGAGUUCUAACACUGAUGCCACCUCCUACUGGCUGGGUGACCUGGGGCAAGUCAUGUGUCUCUGUGAGCCUAGUUUCCUAAAAAUUGGUAUCCUAAAAAAGACCAGUCACUGGAAAACGAUGUUGUGUUUGGUAAAGCAGAGGGUCAGUGAAAACCAGGGAAACCCUCAGUGAGAUGAUGGACAACAAUAGCCUUAACAAUGGACUCCAACAUACCAACAACGAUCAUGAAGAUGGCGCAAGACAGGGCAACGUUUUGUUCUGUUAUACAUAAGGUCAUUAUGAGGUGGAGCUGACGGGACAACAGCUAACAACAACAGCAGCAAAGCCUCUUGGGCCUGUCUAGGCCUUGCAGAGGGGGCAAAAGAGUGGAUUUCCUGUCUCUGGCCUUGGAGACAGAUGUGGGAGCCAACCAUGGUCUGUGAGGGAGAGGUGUAGAGGGGUCACCUGCUGGCCUGGGUCUUUUGCUUCUGACUGGGGCUCCUGAGAGGGAGGUGCCUGCUGCCAGGAAAGAACACAGACUCUGAACCCAGUAGGCCUUCAUAGCCCGUCCACAGGACCUUCGGCAAACAGCUCGACCUCAGAGCCUCUUUCUCCAACGCCCAUGUCAGGCACCAGGAGCUGGUGUGAUGUCUGUUUCCUAGUGUCUGAGGUUAGGGAACCUCCCUAAUCUCCCAUUUCUGAUCCUUUUCUGGAACUUUCCAGAUCUUUCUGGAAUGUGUUUCUCAAACCCUUAGCCCCUGUCCCCUCUGCAUGCUCACAACCUUUGUGGGGAGGAGGGAGUCUUUUUACUGGUUCUAAAUAGGCAGUGGGGUCAGAGGCACAGUCUCCUCACCCUCCUGUCCAGGUUUUCAGGAGCCAGAGACCUAGAGCCACAGACCAGGAGCCUUAACUCCUCAAUCCCUUCUGUCUCAUCUGCUUGAGCCUCCUUCCCGCUAAUCAUCUUGGCCAUUUGCUCUUUCCCACCUCUACAUUUUUCCCCGCAAGCUGCAGCAACCAGAACUGAGGUCUAGAAUCAUUAAACGAUAAUAAUGACGACAAUAACAAUAAAGUGAAGUUGGUGUUUGCCCCUAAACCCGCUGCCCCAGCCUGCUCUGGGGCUGCCUUCCCUUCAUCUUAUGGGGGUGUUACAGGCUCACUGAGGCCUCUUACUGCCCCUAAUGCCAACUCUGGGUCCUGAGUCAGACAGACCCUGGUGGCCCUGAGACCUUCGACCUUCCUCUCACCAUGUCAGGCCUCAGUUUCUCCACUCUCAAAAGUGGAGAAUAGUGAUGCCCUCCUAACAGAGUUGUUUUGAUUCUUGUACAUAGCAGCUCUUAUGAUUCAUUUAUGCAACAACAAGCGAUUUGGGGCAUGUGACUCCUCCACCCUUCGCAGAACACAGGGACGAGUCCCAGUCCCUGCCCUCAGGGAGCUCGCCACCAGGCUCAAGGUGCCAAAAAACAACACACAGGCAACAGUUAAGUGAUAAUUCAGAUGGCUGUAAUAGACACACACGCACCAAAACUCUGCCCUGCCUCCAAGGAGUGUGAAGAUGGGUAAUAAUGGUAAUGGUUACUGAAACAACAAUACCAUUAAUAAAAAAUAAUGAUAA
This is a messenger RNA of Loxodonta africana (African savanna elephant), 8839 nucleotides long. RefSeq names its product Rho guanine nucleotide exchange factor 10 like (gene ARHGEF10L). The transcript is spliced from 27 exons. Lineage: Eukaryota; Metazoa; Chordata; Mammalia; Proboscidea; Elephantidae. Gene Ontology annotation, molecular function: guanyl-nucleotide exchange factor activity; protein binding. Gene Ontology annotation, cellular component: cytosol. The record is from RefSeq and is a predicted model, not a curated record. Gene Ontology annotation, biological process: positive regulation of stress fiber assembly; actin cytoskeleton organization; SREBP signaling pathway. The coding region runs from base 1 to 3435 and encodes 1144 amino acids.